UCCGGGGUCGCUCCUCCCUCAAACCCUAGCUGUCCCAGCAAGAACGUUAAUUUCAUAGGCUCAAGCACGCAUUGAUUUCAGUGUUCCAGAUGACUUAAAGGUAAACGGGACACAGUGUAAAACUCCAGGAUAACGACAUAAACUACAAUGGAUAAUUCAACCAAUGACUGCAAAUCAACCAGCAGGAAAAAAGUAGUGGCUGUGGUGGGAGGCGGUUUGGUCGGUGCGUUGAAUGCCUGCUUCUUUGCAAAAAGAGGUUUUCAAGUAGAGGUCUUUGAAUCGCGAGAAGAUAUACGCACUGCCAAAAUAGUAAAGGGAAGAAGCAUCAAUCUAGCUCUGUCUCACAGAGGUCGUCAGGCUUUGAAGCAUGUGGGCAUGGAAGAUACGAUUGUCUCUAAAGGAAUACCCAUGCAUUCCAGAAUGAUCCACUCCUUGAAUGGGACACAGUCCCCCAUUCCUUAUGGGAAGAAAGGCCAGUACAUCCUUUCAGUCGACAGGGCCAACCUCAACAAAGAACUGUUGUCAGCGGCAGAGAUGUAUCCAAACACAAAACUGAACUUCGUCCACAAACUACAUGACUGGAGCACUGAAACAGGGGAGAUGACCUUUGUCAGGGCGAAUGGUGCAAAGAAAGAAAUCAGUGCUGACUUGAUUGUGGGGUGUGAUGGAGCGUUCUCAGCCGUCCGGAAACAGUUCCUCCGCCAGAGUCGUUUCAACUACAGUCAGACAUACAUCCCUCAUGGAUACCUGGAGCUCACCAUGCCCCCCAUCAACGGAGAGUUUGCCAUGAGACCCAAUCACCUGCACAUUUGGCCUCGCAACACGUUCAUGAUGAUUGCUCUACCCAACUUGGACAAGACUUUCACCUGCACCCUGUUCAUGCCUUUUGAUGAGUUUGAAAAAAUCACCACGGGCGACCAGGUCAUUGAGUUCUUCCAGAAAUACUUUCCGGAUGCUGUCCAACUAAUAGGAGUGGAUGCUCUUAAAAGGGAUUAUUUCCGACUGCCGGCUCAGGCCAUGGUGUCCGUGAAGUGUUCCCCGUAUCACCUUGGUGACAAGUGUGUCCUUAUGGGCGACGCGGCCCAUGCCGUGGUUCCGUUCUAUGGACAGGGGAUGAAUGCAGGAUUCGAAGACUGCCUUGUUUUCGAUGAAAUCAUGGACCAGCUCAAUGAAAACUUCAGUGCUGUUCUCCCAGAGUACACUAAAAUCCGAGUCCCAGAUGACCACGCCAUUGCAGACUUGGCCAUGUACAACUACAUAGAAAUGCGGGCUCACGUCAACUCCAAAAGAUUUCUGUUCCAAAAAUAUGUUGUCAGUUUCCUCAACAUGAUCAUGCCAAGGACAAUAAUCCCUUUAUACACCAUGGUUACAUUCACCAGGACAAGGUACCACGAGGCAGUGAAACACUGGCACUGGCAAGAUAAAGUGAUCACUCAAGGCCUGUUUUUCUUGGCUGCGGUGUCUGCCGCGGGAAGCUCCUACUUUCUAGUUCGAUAUCUCCCUACAAUGCCUAACCUAGCCAUUGAGCAGCUGUGGACCAGGGUACAAUCCCUAAAGGGUCCCUUCUGAGGAUUUGUGGGUCAUUCCACUUCAACCAAGAAAAUGUGAUUAAAACCCAAUUCACCUCAAAAUAAAUGGAAAAGGUCAAUGUUCUGUGAUCCGAUUAUGAAUGAUAUGUUGAUAAUGUACUUUUAACAUUGAUGGAACGCUUAGUUGUUUAACAUUUAAGUAAGCUUUGAUUUAAUUUAACAGGCUUUGGGGGGCAUAUUGUGUUGAUGUAUAUUAUUGAAAAGUUAAUUAAACAUUCCAAAUCAUU
This is a messenger RNA of Esox lucius (northern pike), 1816 nucleotides long. Its product is annotated as kynurenine 3-monooxygenase. Gene Ontology annotation, biological process: L-tryptophan catabolic process; quinolinate biosynthetic process; NAD+ metabolic process. Gene Ontology annotation, molecular function: FAD binding; NAD(P)H oxidase H2O2-forming activity; kynurenine 3-monooxygenase activity. Bases 148 to 1569 code for a protein of 473 amino acids. Lineage: Eukaryota; Metazoa; Chordata; Actinopteri; Esociformes; Esocidae. The transcript has 15 exons. Gene Ontology annotation, cellular component: mitochondrial outer membrane. The record is from RefSeq and is a predicted model, not a curated record.